AUGUUUCGGGAGAUCCUUGCCCUCGGGCCAGCCUACCUGAGCCUGCUUGUCUUUCUCGUCAUUUUCUCCUACUAUGUCCUGAGGACAGCCUACGUCGACUACCAGAUCAGGAAGCUCGGGGCUGUCAGGUCACCCGUCCUGGCCACGAACCCGCUUAUAGGACUUCCCUUCUUCAUCGAUGCUGCCAUCAAACAGGGCCAGAAUAAGCUGCUGGAAUUCUACGAUGGGCUGUACAAGUCGUCACCCCCGGGGUGCCCCAACUGCGUCGAGAUAUCCAUCUCGGCACAGCAUCGGUUCAUCAUGACCAGAGACCCCGAUCAUGUCAAGACCAUACUGACGACCAAGUUCUCGGACUUUGGAAAGGGGGAGCGGUUCCACGACACGUGGAGCCCGUUCCUGGGUGACAGCAUCUUCACCACCGAUGGCCAGUUGUGGUCAGACAGCCGCGGCCUCAUUCGCCCAAUGUUCAUCAAGGAGAAGGUCCGGGACAUUGAAAUCUUCGAGAGGUGGACGCAGACCUUGAUUUCCAAGAUACCCUCCUCGGGGGAGACGGUUGACAUUUGUGACUUGUUCUAUCGAAUGACCCUUGAUGUUACAACCGAUUUUCUGCUCGGGACCAGCGUGAACAGUCUGAACAACCCUAAGCACGAGUUUGUUGAAGCGUUUACCGAAGUCCAGCGGGUCCAGAUGAUGCUCACAAUUCUCGCCCCGUUCCGAUGGCUGGUUCCCAAGCGGCGGUACAAUAAGGGCAUUCGGGUGCUUGAGAGGUUCAUGAAGCCCUACAUCGAGCAGGCACUGGCACUCCCACCAUCCGAACUCGACAAGCUCUCCAAGUCGGACAAGAGCGCUACAUUCCUGCACAGCAUUGCCCGCUACUCGAGGAACCCAAAGGUCCUCCGCGACCAGAUCAUGGCUAUCCUGCUGGCCGGCCGUGACACGACAGCCGCAACACUAUCAUGGACCAUCUAUGAGCUUGCGCACUACCCGGCCAUAUAUACCAAGCUACGCAACGAGAUUCUCUCGACUGUUGGAGAAAACAGAGCACCGACAUACGAGGACCUGAAAAACAUGACCUACCUGACGCACACACUCAACGAGACCUUGCGACUCUACCCAGCUGUGCCGUAUAACCUGCGCGCGGCUCUCGAGGACACGACCCUACCAGGACAGCCAGGCCAGCCCGACAUUGCUGUGCUGAAGAAAGACAUCGUGAUUUACAGCACCCUGUCGAUGCAACGCCGUGCAGACCUCUAUCCGCCGCAGAGUGAGAAAUUCGCCGACCCGGUCGUGUUCAGUCCCGAUAGGUGGGACCACUGGACGCCAAAGGCCUGGCAAUAUGUCCCCUUUAAUGGUGGGCCGCGGAUCUGCGUAGGCCAAAACUUUGCUAUGACCGAGAUGGCUUUCGCUUUGGUGCGAAUUCUACAGAAAUACGAUCGCGUUGAGUACCGGGGCGACUGGUAUGCGCAGUAUCACAAGGCGGAGAUCGUGGGCUGUCCGGGAGAAGGGGUCCCGGUGGCAUUUCACGAAGCUCAGAAGGGCGAUAUGGCUUGA
This is a messenger RNA of Diaporthe citri, 1551 nucleotides long. RefSeq lists its product as uncharacterized. The transcript is spliced from 4 exons. Gene Ontology annotation, molecular function: heme binding; oxidoreductase activity, acting on paired donors, with incorporation or reduction of molecular oxygen; monooxygenase activity. The coding region runs from base 1 to 1551 and encodes 516 amino acids. NCBI's taxonomy places the organism in Eukaryota, Fungi, Ascomycota, Sordariomycetes, Diaporthales, Diaporthaceae. The record is from RefSeq and is a predicted model, not a curated record.